AUGGAGAACGAUUAUGAAGAAAUUAGUCACGAGCGAGAGCAGGGAACAGACGAACAGCGCUUUGCUCAUGGAAUCGGAAGAGAAGAUAGGAACAAUCGAAGGACUGAGCGUGGAUUUUCCCGAAGUCCGAUGACUGAUCGUGAUCUGGACUGGUUCAUGGAAGAACAUCUCCAGUUGCAUGAAACUCAGAAGCAGGUAAGCAGUGUGCUUAUGGUGCAACCUGGGAAUGUGGCCAUGAUGGUUAAACCUGGAGUCUGGAAAAGGGAAACAGAACAGAAAGACUGGAAGGAGAUCAAGGCAGCAGCUAAGAAGGAAAAAAUGAAAUUGUUUUGCAAUCAGUGUAACAGGCAUGCGCAUAUAAGGGACAAUUGUUUUUUGAUCAAAGGAUACCCGGAUUGGUGGGAAGAGAAAUAUGGAAACAAGAAUCACACAGAACCAGCUGCAGGAGACUGGCAAGUGAUGGUUGCUAAUUUGGUGCAAGCAGGACUUGGAAAGAUGAUGAAGGGAAAAUCUCCUAUAGAAGGUGUUCCAACAACCUCUGCCAACCACGCCAGGGUGAACUAUCCUCCUUUGCAAGAUUUUUCAGGUAGUCAUAUCAAAACACUGAAUCUGCGUUCUUCAAUCUUUGUUGAAUCGAAUCUGGAAGCAAAGAUGUCUUCUUGGACUAGGGUUGGUCUUCUGGGAGAGGGUGGUUAUGGUAUCGUCUCCUUGGCGAAGGCAUCUUCUUCAUCAACCGCUGAUGUGGGUUUGGACCUGAAAUUGCCUCCCCUGUUCGCAGGGAAAACGUCGAAAUUCUGCCUCUCGCAACUGUUAGAGGAGGAGAGGCUUUUGUUGAGCGAAUUGCAAGAUUGUCGCAAUAUUAUUCAGUAUUACGGAUCUGACAUUACUGAAGAAGACAGCGUGAGGGAGUUUGUUGGAUCGUAUUUACUACUCUGUGACUACCUUACUUGA
Molecule: messenger RNA, 951 nt
Organism: Oldenlandia corymbosa var. corymbosa
Lineage: Eukaryota; Viridiplantae; Streptophyta; Magnoliopsida; Gentianales; Rubiaceae
Source: the annotation of a GenBank genome assembly